AAAGUAAGGUUCAAGACUAACAUUGAAAUGGAUGGGACGAGAAAGAAAUGAUGAGAAACCCUUAAAUUAUCAUUAAUGUUGCUUGAAAACCUUUUGUUGGUCAUUUCAACUUACAGUGUAACCCAGUUUAGCUGUGUCAAUAUAAAAACAAUCAACAAAUUGUAAAUGAUUUGAAAAUUGAAUCAAUAAUGAAUCACUUUUCAUUAGAAAUGUACAUUUCUACUUCAAUCACCUGAUCCUGAUUCAUGUUAACAUCAAUCACACAGUUACCCAUUUUACCGGUUUAACCAAUAAUCCAUCGAUCUGGUUACUUUUACCCAAAGAACCAGUUUACACUUAAAAACAUCAUCACAUUAACUUGCAUUGGAAACUUUGAGCAUUAGCAUUAAAUUUUUAUUUCUUCAGCGGUUGUUUUUUUAAACGAACAUCACUUCCAAGUCAACCUCCAUCGAAACCACAUCUAAUUAGUGACUUACUAUAAACCCUCUGUGAUACACCUAAUCUCUGUAUACUGUUUAGUGUUGCCUGUUAUAACUGUUUAUUUGUUGUUGUGUUUUUUUAUCACAGAACAUGACCAGCUCAACACAGGUAGCAAUGGAGAUAACGAGCGAGGAAAAGGAAGCAAUUGAAACAAUCAGGAAUCGUAUUAUGGAGGAAUCUUCAACUGAUCCGGAUGCAUUUGAUGAAUGUGACUUGAAGCGAAUCCGUGAUGAUGCCUAUGUUAAGAGAUUUCUCGAUGAAAGAUAUGGCAAAGUUAAAGACGCCAUUAAAAUGUUAUCCGAUUGUCUUCGCUGGCGUAAAUCUUUUGGUGUGAACACAAUGACUCGUGAUGAUUUUCCGAAGGAAAUUUUUCAAGUUGGCGAAUUACAUGAGUUUUAUAAGGAUAAAAACAACAUUACAACGUUAUAUUUACGAAUUGAAAGACAUCGAGCUCUUUCUGGCUGGAUGCCAAUGAUUAAACGGUACAUUGUGUUUAUGAUUGAACGAGCUGAACGUCAAGCAGCUCGCAACGGGCAUGGUAUUGGUUUGGUUGUUGAUGCCAGAAGAGGAUCUAUUUCUCAUGUGGAAAUUGAAUUGGACUUUUUUGCCGUUAAAGCUAUUCUCAAUUACUACCCAGGCUCUCUACAAUAUCUAGCAGUUUACGAGAUUCCCUGGCUUCUUAUGGCUAUCCUCAAGUUGGUUAAAUCAUGGUUUCCCCCUCAAUAUCAGAAUAAAUUUCAUUUUCUGAAUCCGAACAACAUCGACGACUUCCUCGGAUUGGACAAUGUUCCUGAUUACAUGGGAGGUAAAAAAGCAAUGUUAUGGCCUGAAGAAGUAUUCAUAUCACCAUCAACUGCUGAACUGGAAGAACGAGGCGUUUUACCAAAAGGAUCAACAAAUCUUGUUAAAACUUCUUACGCUUCAGCAUUGCAAGAUUUCUACGAUUGUAAAGAUAAACAGGUAUUGAAAACAAUCAAAGAUGGAGAUGAAGAAAUUCAAAUCGUCAAGAAUGGCGAAGACAGUUUAAAAGAAAUCGUUCCAAAAACAAACCAAGCAAUCAGCAAUCCAAGUACCGGGGAAAUUUUGGUUACAUCUUAACCAAAAGGCAAUAAUCUGCAGUUAUAUUUUCAAGCUUAUCCAUUAUUAACUAUUAUUAUUUCUAUUACAUAUUUUUAUGCUAUCAACAUUAUAACUGGACAAUUGCAUUUGCAUAGAUAUUUUUAUACUAUCUUAAUCGUUACUUAUACCAUUAUACUUGGUAUUUUCAAUGAUUGUUUUUAAUAUCAUUAUUCAAAGACAAACCCUAAAUCGGUUCAUCAAUUUUAUAUUGUCUAAGAAAACACUUGACCGUUAAUAUGAUACUUGGACAUCUAUUUUGACAACCAUUGAAUAUAACAUUGUUUUUUAACUUUCAAUUGAACGGAGCUUUGCUUAGACAAAUUGUAUUUUGAUUAUCUUUAUGACAAAACAAUAAACUGUAACAAUUUCAGAAUCUAAA
Tetranychus urticae (two-spotted spider mite) is the source of this 1978-nucleotide messenger RNA. Its product is annotated as motile sperm domain-containing protein 2. Gene Ontology annotation, cellular component: endomembrane system; endoplasmic reticulum-endosome membrane contact site. The record is from RefSeq and is a predicted model, not a curated record. NCBI's taxonomy places the organism in Eukaryota, Metazoa, Arthropoda, Arachnida, Trombidiformes, Tetranychidae.